AUGUCGCCCCCAACUGUGCCUCCCAUGGGUGUAGAUGGUGUGUCUGCCUACCUGAUGAAGAAGAGGCACACCCACAGGAAGCAGCGGCGCAAGCCCACUUUCCUCACCCGCAGGAACAUCGUGGGCUGCCGCAUUCAGCACGGCUGGAAGGAGGGCAAUGAGCCCGUGGAGCAGUGGAAAGGGACGGUGCUCGAGCAGGUUUCUGUGAAGCCCACCCUCUACAUCAUCAAAUACGAUGGCAAAGAUAGCGUGUACGGACUGGAACUGCACCGGGAUAAGAGAGUUUUAGCACUUGAGAUCCUUCCCGAGAGAGUGCCAACUCCUCGCAUUGAUUCCCGCCUGGCAGAUUCCCUGAUUGGCAAGGCUGUGGAGCAUGUGUUUGAGGGGGAGCACGGCAGCAAAGAUGAAUGGAAGGGCAUGGUCCUGGCACGAGCCCCCGUGAUGGACACUUGGUUUUACAUCACCUACGAGAAAGAUCCGGUGCUUUACAUGUACACGCUGCUGGAUGACUACAAAGAUGGUGACCUGCGCAUCAUUCCAGAAUCCAACUAUUAUUUCCCCACAGCAGAGCGGGAGCCUGGAGAAGUGAUUGACAGCCUCGUGGGCAAGCAGGUGGAGCACGCCAAAGAUGAUGGGUCCAAGAGAACCGGCAUUUUCAUCCAUCAGGUGGUGGCCAAGCCGUCUGUCUACUUCAUUAAGUUUGAUGAUGAUAUUCACAUUUAUGUCUACGGUUUGGUGAAAACCCCCUAA
Messenger RNA from Pipistrellus nathusii (Nathusius's pipistrelle), 750 nucleotides. NCBI's taxonomy places the organism in Eukaryota, Metazoa, Chordata, Mammalia, Chiroptera, Vespertilionidae. The record is from the annotation of a GenBank genome assembly.